Molecule: messenger RNA, 2156 nt
Organism: Hevea brasiliensis (rubber tree)
Lineage: Eukaryota; Viridiplantae; Streptophyta; Magnoliopsida; Malpighiales; Euphorbiaceae
Product: glucan endo-1,3-beta-glucosidase 11
Exons: 3
Coding region: 275-1498 (407 amino acids)
Biological process (GO): carbohydrate metabolic process
Cellular component (GO): plasma membrane
Molecular function (GO): hydrolase activity, hydrolyzing O-glycosyl compounds
Source: RefSeq, a predicted model, not a curated record
UCAAACAAAAGCAAAAAGGCUCCACAAUUAGGAAUGGAAUGGUGACCAUGUGAAGGGUGUAGCAGUCCCCACAAAAAGCAUCAAAUGAUCGAUCAAGCACUUCCUCCAUCAAAAUCAUCGAGCUUUAUUUUGCUUUUGCCCAUAAAAUUAAAAAUUAUCUAACAUUGCCUGCCUCUCCCACUUUUCUUCACUCCCUCCACCGUGCUUUUAGCCAGUUUAUUUUCCUCAGCUCUCUCCCAACCACACUACAAGUUUCAAAUUUUCUACGCUAACAAUGUACUACUUUAGCUUCUAUUACUGUGCUUCACUGAUUCUUUCCAUUUCAGGUGUUUUGUUUCCUGUAAUGGUGGAUUCAGUUGGGAUCAAUUACGGCCAGAUUGCCAACAAUCUUCCCUCACCGGACAAUGUAGUACCUCUGGUGAAAUCAAUUGGUGCAACUAAAGUAAAGCUCUACGACGCAGACGCACGGGUGCUUCGCGCAUUUGCCAACACUGGAGUGGAAUUCAUAGUAGGACUUGGGAACGAGUAUCUAUCAAAGAUGCGAGAUCCAGAUAAAGCUCAAGCCUGGAUCAAAUCCAACGUUCAAGCCUACCUACCAGCAACCAAGAUUACCUGCAUCACAGUAGGCAACGAAGUGUUGACAUUCAAUGACACCUCUCUUAGCGAUGACCUUCUUCUUGCAAUGCAAAGUGUCCACACAGCGCUUGUGAAUCUAGGACUAGAUAAGCAGGUGAGCGUGACUACGCCUCACUCUCUAGCCAUUCUGGAGACCUCUUAUCCUCCAUCGGCUGGAGCUUUCCGCCGAGAUCGGGCCGGAUGCGUGACUAAAAUCUUAAAUUUCCACGCCAAAACUGGCUCUCCUUUCAUGAUCAACGCGUAUCCAUACUUCGCAUACAAGGGGAAUCCGAAGCAAGUGAAUUUAGAUUUUGUUCUCUUCCAGCCGAACCAAGGCAUCGUAGAUCCAGCCACGAAUCUCCAUUACGACAACAUGCUUUUUGCUCAGAUCGACGCCGUUUACUUCGCUCUGUCAUCCUUAGGCUACAAGAAGCUACCGAUUCACAUAUCGGAAACCGGCUGGCCAUCCAAAGGAGAUGCGGACGAGGCAGGGGCUACGCUGGACAAUGCGAAGAAAUACAAUGGAAACCUGAUAAAGCUAAUUUCUCAAAAGAAGGGGACUCCAAUGAGGCCAACCACGGACUUGAACAUCUAUGUUUUCGCUUUAUUUAACGAGAACAUGAAGCCUGGACCUACAUCUGAGAGAAACUACGGUCUAUUUAAGCCCGACGGAACGCCAGCGUAUUCAGUAGGAAUCUCCUCAACUGAUGCCGUGAGUAGUAACACGAGUUCAAGCAGAGGCAGCGGACAGCCACCGACGGCGCCGGAGAGCUCCUCCACUGGUUACUUGUCUAUUUCUGGUGCAACGCAAACACAUAUGACUGUCAUUGGGCAUCUGUUUUUGCCGUUGGCGUUGUUGAUGAUUCGCUGGCCCCUGGAUUAGGGUGAAGGGAGGGUAAAAAAAAAAAAAGGGAUAACCACAGGUAAGUAAUUAUUAUACUCUAAUUGAGAGGAGGUGAGUAAGUGAAAGUUAAGAGUAAGAGUAAGUAAGGGUAAAUUUUACCCUCUUACUUUUCAAAUUUAAUUUUUUUUAUUCGAUGUACAUAGGGGAAAGGUAAAAGUUGAAAAUUAUUUUAUUUUUUAUUUUUUUAUUAUCUUUAAUUUUUAAUUAAAAAUUUAAAAAUAAACUUAAUUUACAAAUACAAAAAAAUAUUUUCUCUCUUAAAUGACCUUAUUUAAUCUCUCCGCUCUCUCUCAUGGAUUUGAAUUAUUGCGAAAACAAUAUUAGUUUUACCUUCCUAUUUAAUUUUAGUUGUUAAAUCAUUUGUUCUUUUAAUAAUUUGUUGUAAUUAUUAUGUUUUAAUUAUUAAUUUUUUUUAAAUAAUUUAUUUUAAAGAAUAAAUUUUUGUUUAAUAGAAAAGAAUAUUUUUAUACUUCUAAUAAUUAUUUAUCCUUUUUUUACCUAUUUUUAAAUAUAAAAAAUAUACAUUACCUCCCCUUACCUUUUCAUUAAUUCAAUCAUUUUCAAACAUAAGUUUUUUUUAUUGUCCUUAUCCUUUCUUAACCUCCCAUUGAUUAUCCUUUCCUCACCCAAUUCAAAC